Ananas comosus (pineapple) is the source of this 1358-nucleotide messenger RNA. RefSeq lists its product as uncharacterized. Lineage: Eukaryota; Viridiplantae; Streptophyta; Magnoliopsida; Poales; Bromeliaceae. The record is from RefSeq and is a predicted model, not a curated record. The coding region runs from base 239 to 1213 and encodes 324 amino acids. The transcript has 2 exons.
AUCCCAGCGAAAGUUUUACUUCUAAUUCAUAUUUCUUUUUUUAUUUUUUAUUUUUAUGAUUUCAUCUUUUUCCCUAAACUAAUUUUAUUUUAUUUUAUGCCGCUAUUAUAUUCGAUUCCUAUUUCCCCCUUUUCCACUUAGUUACGGCCACUCACUUUAAUCCGAAUAAAUUGAGCGGACGACUGGACACAAAUCUUGCUGACCUCAUCUGAAACUUUGUUACGUCAUUGAUCAAAAUAUGGCUUGCUUAACUUGCUCACAACUAAAUAUAAGCAACGCGAUUCUCAAAACCCAGCUUCAUCAAUCGGGAUUACCCAAAGCGCCCAGGCUACUACUAUACAGGAGUACCUCCUCCCGCCUUUCUCGGGUUAAAUUUUCGCCUUUACUUUGCAUGAACAACAUUUCUUGGGAAGCCUCUCUCCCAUACUCUUCAACAGAGAAUGGUGGUAGCAUUAUCAAGGGAAAUAGGGUUGUGGAACCAAUUGAUUCAGAAGAAACACCAGAAAUUCCUAUUUUUCACAGUGAACAAGAUGUUGUAGAAGUAAAAAGCAGCUCUUUUCUUAUGCAGCUACCUCUGAAGUGGCCAAUGUGGCUUCUGGGUCCUUCUAUUCUUUUAGCAACGGGUGUAGUUCCGACACUAUGGUUGCCUUUAUCUUCUGUCUUUCUUGGUCCGAACAUUGCUGGCGUGCUCUCUUUAAUCGGGCUCGACUGUAUAUUUAACAUGGGGGCAAUGUUGUUUCUCCUCAUGGCCGACGCGUGUGGACGACCCAAAGAAAGUUCAACUUCCUGUGCCGUAGGAAGCCAAAUUCCUCUCCGUUAUAAGCUAUGGAACAUGGGGGCAAGUGUCCUGGGCUUUCUUGUCCCGCUGGUGCUGCUUUUUGCUUCAUGCAAAAGCACUUUGCAGCCGCAUCUACCAUUCAACUCAUUUAUGGUGCUUCUUGGGCCAUACCUGCUGCUUCUGUCGAUACAGAUGCUGACCGAGAUGCUCACGUGGCACUGGAGAUCGCCCGUGUGGCUCGUGGCGCCGGUGGUGUACGAGGGUUAUCGGGUGCUGCAGCUGAUGAGGGGAAUUUCAUUGGCUGGUGAGAUCAGCGCUCCCGCAUGGAUGGUGGAGAGUCUUCGUGGGCUGGUCACGUGGUGGAUUCUAAUUCUCGGGAUUCAGCUCAUGCGUGUUGCUUGGCUCGCCGGAUUGCCAUAUCGAAGUAAAAGUUAAAUCAAAUGUUAUUAGAUACAGAACAGUUAGUUUAUAAACAGAAUAGCGGAAACAAGAUCGACAUUUCAUAAAAUACUUAGCAUAUUUAUUUUUGUUCUAUUGGAUGCUUUUGGCGCAUAAUGUAGCUCUUGUGCAGAUUUGGCCA